GUCUUUCAAACAAUAUUGAAACCAGUUUAUGUGUAAAGUGACAUCGGCAAAAGCGCACCAGAUUACCAACGCGAUGGAAGGUUAAGACGCUAAGAGUAUGAUUGGAUGAAACUACGUUGAUUUAUACCUCGACUUGACGACACUUUGAGCUAAGUAUCUUAAUCACAAUCUAGAACAAACUUCUAUCGAUGCCUCAAGGUAAAAUUAUAUUUCCUUUUGUGUUUUUUAGCGUUUAGUAUAGGUUACAAGAGGUUCUGAAUAUUUGCAUAGUAAAUUCCGUUCAUUUAGCGCGCCAAAUAUUCGCCAGAGACGCGGAAUAUGGCGAGUACUCUGCGUUUAUUAUUCUGGAGAGAUCCCAUCAGGAGGGGGGGGGAAGAUAAGAAUGGUUAAGUCAAGCUGAAGGAAGUUGAGAGUGCUCUUUAUUACAUAAUUAUAUGCAAAUCUCCUUUGAAACGCAAACGAUUAUUAUUCAGGCAUUUUAAAUUGUGGUGUUUGCUGUUUUGAAAUAAGACUAAAUAUAAAAAUAUCGUGUGAUUAUUGUUUUUCGCCUGCAUAUGACAAAGUCUCUUCUGUGUUCUCUCUCAGUUGACUGAGUUCAGCAUGGUUAGAUCAUGCAGAGGUGGUACAUGUUCUUAAUGUAGAUUUAACUUGUUUUUAUUUCUCGUCAAUAAAGGGUUUCCAGAGGGUGAACUGGGGAUGAUAAUCACCGCUGUUCUGGCAGCGUUGACAACCUCCUUGAUUCUACUCUUCGCCUUUCUAAUUUACAUGAAAUACAAAAAGCCAGGGAAUGGCUACAAAAGAAUGAGCCCAACAAGUUCAGCAAUAUUACUAAGACAGUCCCACAGGGAUCGUAUCCAGUCCAUUUUCAGCACCCACGGUCGACCAUCGGUACAUAGCAACGGAGAAGCACCAGACUUUGAUAUACCGCUGAUGAGCAGAAAGAACACGGGCGCACCUAAAAGCACUUGUCAGCUGCACUUUUCCUUGUUUUACAACUUCCACUUAAAUGAAAUCACGAUUCAAGUUCUGCAAGCUCAAAACCUGCCAAAACUCUUUGGCUUACAAUCAGGGGUAUUGGUCAAGGUUCGUUUGCUUGAGGCAAAUGGUGAAACAAGAGAAAAAGUUGGAAAAACGUCGAUACAUUUUCGCACGAAUUCUGUGUUCAACAGCGUUUUCACUUGUAAAGAAAUUACGAGCGCGGAGUUACAGCAGCUUAGCGUCAGUCUCUCGUUAUACUCCCAAGAUCGCUUCGGGCAAAGCCAUUUCGUCGGCGGUCUUGUCAUGAAACUGUCUGAUGUUACAUUUGAUCCUUCGGAACCUUCGUAUUUUUGGCGUCCAGUGCAAAGAAAGACAAAUGGUUCAAGCGUAAAAUCGAAACACGAAAAAGGCCAAUUAUUUGUGUCUCUGAGAUAUCACGAGAAAACGUCCCGAAUCAACGUGAUCGUUAUGAAAGCAGUCAGCUUAGUGAAAACAAAACGACAGUUGAGAGCAGAUCCCUAUGUGAUAGUGAAACUUCUCAAGGAUGGUCAUGUCAUUGAGAAGAAAUUCACUCAGCCAUGUAAAGGCAGCCUCGAUCCCGUCUGGAAUGAACCCUUUGUAUUUGAUUGGAAGAAUGGAAACUCGGAAACAAGCGGCUACAAAUUUGUGUUUGAAAUCAAAAGUUCUGAUAAGGUAAUGCCUGAUUCCAGCAUGGGUGUGGUGGAGAUUUGCCAGGAAACAUCAGAACAUUGGAAAGAAAUGAUGGACAAAAAGAAUUACGCCAGAGCAAAGUGCCAUGAUGUGACAUGAGCAUGUUUAUAACUAACUGUCAUUCCAGGGAACAAUAUAAUUAUUUAGACAAUGUGAUAUUCUGAUCUCCAGAUUAUGACUGGAUGAGUUCAGCAACAGUAACAUUUUCAAAAAAAUAAAAAGAUGAUGAAAAAUUCUGAUCUCUGGAUUUCGUGACUGGAUGACAUACAGAACAGCACAAUUUUCAAAACAAUGAAAUGAUAAUGGGGGUU
This is a messenger RNA of Dendronephthya gigantea, 2000 nucleotides long. Its product is annotated as synaptotagmin-2-like. Gene Ontology annotation, biological process: regulation of dopamine secretion; calcium-ion regulated exocytosis; cellular response to calcium ion. The transcript has 6 exons. Gene Ontology annotation, molecular function: clathrin binding; phosphatidylserine binding; calcium ion binding. NCBI's taxonomy places the organism in Eukaryota, Metazoa, Cnidaria, Anthozoa, Malacalcyonacea, Nephtheidae. Bases 697 to 1788 code for a protein of 363 amino acids. Gene Ontology annotation, cellular component: axon; synapse. The record is from RefSeq and is a predicted model, not a curated record.